GAUCUCUUCAUCAUCUCCACCACCUUUCCUUCUCCUAUAAAUUCCCACUGCCAUAACCCACACUCUCUUCACCAUCAACCCAACCUAGCUAAACCCACUACUACUGCUUCUUCUUCUCAAUCCUCUUCUAAACAUCCAACCCUAGCUAGCUAAGUACUCAUCCAAAGCAAAAAAAUGGGAGUUACCACAGCAACCCACGAGUUCAAGUCAUCCAUCCCAGCCCCAAGGAUGUACAAGGCCAUCAUCCAAGACUCUCCGACCGUCUUCCCCAAGUUCAUGCCACAAUACAAGAGCGAGAUCGUCCAGGGCGAUGGCGGCGUCGGCAGCAUCCUCCAGACUUGCUUCGCCGAUGAAGGGAACCAAGUGAAGGUUGUGAAGCACAGGGUGGAAGCCAAGGACCCGGCAAGCUUCUACAGCAAGUACACGUUGAUCGAAGGCGGCGCGUUGAGCGACAACGUGGAGUCGGUGGUGAACGAGGUGAAGAUUGAGCCGGCCGGCGAUGGGUGCGUCGUCAAGGCAAUCAACCAUUACCAUACCAAGGGAGAGGCCGACAAGGCUUUCAUUGAGAGCAUUGGACAGCAAACUCUGGGCGUCUACCAGGCUGUUCAGGACUACCUCUUGGCCAACCCCACCGUUUGCGCCUAAUCGAGUUAUUCUGGUCAACUGAUCAAGUUUCGUGUGGAGUGUUUAAGCAACUACUUAAUCCACAAUAAACAAAAUAAUAAGAAUAUGGAGGUGUAUACCAUAUGUUGAGGAAGUAGUUGCAUGUGUGGUUAAUUAGUUUGUGGUCGUAAUUGUGGAGUGUGUGGUUUGAUUUGUUACUCUAAGCGUAGUGCUUGGUUGUGCUUUUCGUGUAAUAAAGUGUUGGUUUCAUUCGUCUUUCAUGUACUCAAGGUGAAGAGUUUUGGAUGAUCAAUAUAUAAACGGU
Molecule: messenger RNA, 928 nt
Organism: Linum tenue
Lineage: Eukaryota; Viridiplantae; Streptophyta; Magnoliopsida; Malpighiales; Linaceae
Source: the annotation of a GenBank genome assembly